Messenger RNA from Solanum dulcamara, 1200 nucleotides. RefSeq lists its product as uncharacterized. Gene Ontology annotation, molecular function: protein phosphatase regulator activity. Gene Ontology annotation, biological process: protein dephosphorylation. The record is from RefSeq and is a predicted model, not a curated record. Bases 266 to 895 code for a protein of 209 amino acids. NCBI's taxonomy places the organism in Eukaryota, Viridiplantae, Streptophyta, Magnoliopsida, Solanales, Solanaceae. Gene Ontology annotation, cellular component: nucleus; protein phosphatase 4 complex; cytoplasm. The transcript has 7 exons.
AUAGGUACGUUCGGGAUCAAAACUGCCAUUAAUACUUCUAUCGUACGUUGGUACCGGUUUCACUCCGAUUCCAAACGGAUCCAGCACCUACUAGGUCGGUUCCGAUCCCGCUGGCUUAACCACAUGUACUGCUUUGACCCAUACCCGGCCCAUCCAACCUCUCCACUGUUAUUGUAAACACAAAUUCUCUCUUCCGAAAUACGGGGAAGAGUAACGAAAUAGGGUUUAAUCUUGGGUGCUUAACCUCCAUUUUCGUCGAGUAUAUAUGGAUUCUCCGCAAUCAGGAUUUACAGGCAUGGAAUCUGAAAAGCCGAUUAAUGAUGAAGAAGUUAAGAGUGUAAUUGAAGUAAUGGCAGCUACUGGGAAGUAUUGGCAUGACUGGGACAAACUCAAGGGCAUGCUGUCAUUCCAUCUUAAGCAGGUCUUGUCAGAUUAUCCCGAGGCAAAAAUGACUAUUGAACAGCAACAAUCUUGUUUAGGAGAGAGCUUAACUGAUUUGGCGAAAAGGUUGGAUGAUGCUCUCAACAGCUUUGCUGAAGGCCCUCCAUUUACGUUGCAAAGACUUUGUGAGAUUUUGUUGGAUGCGCGGAACAUUUAUUCCAAGCUGUCAAAGCUUGCGUUGGCUCUAGAAAAGAAUUUGUUAGUCACAUCAACAUUGCCUAUCUCCAGUGAUCCAUAUACCAUACAAAAUGCAACAGAAGCAGACCCAGAAACCAAGGUUUCCCCAGUUCAAUCUAAUGGAGUGGAACCUAUAGCCAGUGCAGGUGAUGCAGAUGAAGUAAUGGCUGAGGUAGAAGAGGCGGAAGUUGAGGAUGUUAUGACAAUUGACAUGGAUACUAUUGAAGCAAUAGUUAGAUCAUCUGAAGCAGAUACUACACCUACCAGUGAUUCAUAAUGCCCUGUUUUAUGUUUUUGAUUAUUUUCAUGUCAAAUACAGGAUAUGUGUAGAAGGUAGGUCAUGCUUCUGAAAAUAUACUUGUGUUGGAGCAGUGUAAUGUGUCUCAAACUUUACGUUGGUCCAUCUUGUUGUGGGAGGUUAAAACAUAAUUAAUGUCGUUGUGGAAUGUAUUGUCAGGGUGGAUGUGGCUCAUUUCCCCCCCCAUAAUGAUAAUUUUAAUCUCUACCCACCACAUAUGAUCAGUUGGAACCAUAUAUCCUGUUGGAGACAGUUAUUUAUUCUAUUUACAGGUGUUGUUUUGA